AUGCUUGAAGUUAGUGGAACUAACAAUCGUUUAGUGAAAGCUUUGGCUGCGAAAACUCCACAACUUACGCCAGCAUCUUUUUCCCGUGCUCAGAUCUCCGAAGCAGGAGUUGGUACGCCUCAACGUAUCCCCACUUUACGACGGGGCUGUCUUUUGCGUGAUCGACAUAGAUGCGUCGUAACUCGAAAAUUCGAUAUCCAGGAAGCUGAGGAUCGAUUAGCAAAAGACGGAACCGAUUUCAAAGACGACGACCGAGGGUCGUUGUUGCCGGAGAGCGAUGCGAUGGCCUUUCUGGAGGUAGCACAUAUUAUCCCUCAUUCCCUCAUGUCACUCACCAGUAUUGACGGGGAGCCAAAACUGCCCGAGCACAAACAAAUGGCCCACAAGAUCUUGAAUAUGUUCAAUCCCACUGCUACUGCCCUCAUUAGUGGGACUGACAUUGAUCGACCCAUGAAUGCGCUCACUUUGACCCAGGAUCUUCACACGUUGUUUGGAAGAUUUGAGAUCUUGUUUGAAUGUGUUGGGCCUCACACCUACAAGAUCGACUACGUAAAAAGAGAUCGCUUACUUCGAAUUGUGAAGCUCCCAGUCACCCGAACGCUGUAUCUCACUCCAGAUCGCAAUAUAGACCCGCCAUCUGUUGAUCUUCUGAAUAUCCAACAUGCCAUAGCGAAAACUCUUCAUCUGAGUGCUGCGGGUAACUUCAUUGACAAAUUUCUUAGGGAUAUGGAGAUGGAAGGCGGGCAAGUGAUGUCAGAUGGGACUAGUCGCACCUACGAUUAUGUGCGUUUCAAACUCGCCGCUUGA
Aspergillus luchuensis is the source of this 807-nucleotide messenger RNA. Its product is annotated as HNH endonuclease signature motif containing protein. Bases 1 to 807 code for a protein of 268 amino acids. NCBI's taxonomy places the organism in Eukaryota, Fungi, Ascomycota, Eurotiomycetes, Eurotiales, Aspergillaceae. The transcript has 2 exons. The record is from RefSeq and is a predicted model, not a curated record.